Drosophila takahashii is the source of this 2060-nucleotide messenger RNA. RefSeq lists its product as uncharacterized. The record is from RefSeq and is a predicted model, not a curated record. Lineage: Eukaryota; Metazoa; Arthropoda; Insecta; Diptera; Drosophilidae.
CUGCCAUUCACUGGGAAAUAAUGGUCUGAAAUGUAUUUAAAUUUUCCGACAUUUUCCGGGCCCGAAAUUACUGCUGGAAAAUGUUGUUCCGCUCAGCGAAAAGCAAAUUCGACGCCGGCGACGUGAUGCGUCGCCUGAAGCGCCUGGCGGAGGGCACCAUGUCCUCCUACCGCCGCCUGUUCCUCCUGCUCCUCUGCGUUUGUGUGGUCUUCUACAUGAUUCCGCCGAUCUUUCGCUAUAUCUUUCUCAGUGCCCCCGAACCGAAGGAUCCCCACAGCAUGUGCAUGGACGACCGGCUGACGCCCUUCUUUCUGCCCAACUCCGAGUUCGAUGCCAACAUUCGUCACGUGUCACCGGGAAAAUUGGCCGGCGAACGCGAUUUCACGCCCUACGUGGGCAACGGCUAUCUGGGCCUGGAGAUUGCCCACGACGCCUUCCUGAACAUCAAGCAUGGCCGGGCCAUGCAGCUGCCCAUUCGCUUCCAGCCGCUGGUUUCCGUUUCGGGAGGAGCUGCACCUGGUUUGGCUGGUGAAAAAGAGGCCACCGUAGUGGAGUAUUUGACGGGGAUGGUCCAUCGAUUCCAGUGCUUCGCCGGCUACUUUGUUUCGUACACCUACUACGCCCAUCGCACGCAGCCGAAUAUCUUCAUGCAGGAGGUGCAGAUCACGAAUACGAGGAACCUCUUGGAGGACAUCGAGCUAAUCAUGCCACGCGUCAAUCUGCAGAAGCUCACCCGGCGAACAGUGGCCCUCAGUGAACCCAUCUCCGUUGGAGUCUUUACCUACACCGAGCUGGAGGUUCUCACAGGCUUGGUGCAGCCUCAGCCGGAAACUCCCAGUAAAACCAUUGUAAUAAGCAUUGUAAAACCCCAGUUGGACUCCAAGCUGCAGCUGAGGAAGCGAGGAACAGUUAGAAUAGUGUAUCCUUUAGCAGUGCAGUACUCGAAACCAGUGCCGGAAGCCCAAGUAAAAGGCAUCAGCGAGGCGACCGAACAGCAGGCCACCCAGGCGAUGGUCAAGCUGCUGCAGAAACUGGGCUCAAAGGCCUCGAAUCCGGGAUCCCUUAGCAGCAUAAACACCUACCGGCAGGAGCACAUCGACGUGUGGACGGAUUUGUGGGCCACUGGCUUUACGAUAAGCACCUCCAAGGCGGAGAACAGCUUGAAUGGCGACCGCAUCAAUGCCACCAUGUAUGCGGUUCUCUCGCAGGUGCGCAGCUUCGAGUUCGAGGAGACGGGCGCCGCGAAAAAGGAGGAUAUAGCCAAGGCACUCACCUACGCCGAAGGUUGCUACGAUUCGUAUCACACCCUGCAGGCGGAGAAUCUCUGGCGUGAGAUGUCAAAUCUGCAGCAGCUCAAUUCCCUAGUUACAUCGUGGAUGCUGACGUUGGAGAAGCAAGGCUGCCACAAUCUCAUACGAGCUGGAGCCUCGGGCGUCAUCCAAGGAAUGGUCCUCAGCUUCGGCAGCUUUCGCUUUAGCAAUCAGCACCUGGAGUGCAAUAUCCAUCCAAAGUUUCUGCACAGGGACUUUCACUUCCGCCGCCUCAACUACGGCAAUAAAACCCAUGUCAAUGUCACCAUAAUUGUGAAGGAUGACAACAAGGCGGUGAUCAAUGUGGCGCUGGAUCGCUCGGACAGGAGUUACUAUGCCUGCGAUGGCGGCUGCCUGGAUGAGCCCGUGCUGCUAACGCCAAAUCGACGACAAUUCCCAGUUAAAUUGACUGAACCUCUGACAGCAAUAUUAUACAUAACCGAGGACAAGCAGCACAUGGAAGAGCUGCAUCAUGCCAUUCAUGUAAAGGAAGUGGUAGAAGCUCCCGCCCAUGAGCAGCAUUUGAUCGCCCUGCAUCGGCAUGGCCACCAAUUGGGUGGACUGCCUACGCUUUUCUGGGUUUCCGUGUGUGCAAUAAUCAUAGUAUUCCACAUAUUCCUGUGCAAGCUCAUUAUCAAGGAGUACUGCGAACCGAGCGAUAAGUUAAGAUAUCGUUAUAACAAACCGUGAUCCUAGUUGUAAAUAAAAAUUGGAUGCUAGUAAAAUAUGAUUAUCUAAAUGAAAAAUUAA